This is a messenger RNA of Cotesia glomerata, 3392 nucleotides long. Its product is annotated as protein prickle-like. Gene Ontology annotation, molecular function: zinc ion binding. Bases 702 to 3308 code for a protein of 868 amino acids. NCBI's taxonomy places the organism in Eukaryota, Metazoa, Arthropoda, Insecta, Hymenoptera, Braconidae. The record is from RefSeq and is a predicted model, not a curated record. The transcript is spliced from 8 exons.
CUACUCAGUGUCCGCGCAACCGUAAGCGAUCGUGCAAGUUUAUUGUGAGUUUCUUCUCUAUUAUUUCUUCUAAAAAAUCUUCAAAGUGUUUUCGUUAAUUUGUUUAUCUUCGCUCUCGACAUUAAUUGCUCCAAAUGUCGGAGGUAUUUUUUAAAAAUACUCCAGUACAAAUGAUCAAACUAAGAAGAAGAAGAAGAAAUGGAGAAUAUAAUGAUAAUUUAAGACGGUGAAUUGCAUUCUCGAUACAAAGAUUGACUAAUUUCGAUGUGGAUGAUAAAAAACUAAUAAGAAGAAAUAGUUUUUGUGGGAAGAAAAACGACACGCGAGGCAAUCACGUAAGAAAGCAAUAGCCGGCUGGCGAUUCACGAUGUGAGUGGAUACGAGUGAAGAAGUUGAGAGAAAAGUUAACCAACUGCCGAGCAAGUGGCUUGUCUGGAGUUCCGAGAUACGCGACUUGUAUUAAAACGUUAAUCUUUCCUCCACUACCGGCUCAGAAGUGGAUUUUAUAAAAAUUAAAUGGAAGAAAAAAUAAAAAUAGUGAAGUUUAAAAAAUAAGACCUUAAAAGCUGGAAAUAUAAAAAAAAAAAAAGUGAUAGUGAUCAUUUAAAAGUUGUAAGGAGGGAGAAAAAGAAGACAAGGUGACAGAGACGAUAAGAAAGGAUGCAUCAAUCAUUAAUUUACCCGGAAAAGAGUGUACCGAGAUGUCGAGCUUGGCUAGAAGGAGGCAGACUAGUUUGCUCUUUGGCUCGAAGCGCUGGUGGGCGACGGGGUGCUGGGCGACGCGGGCCCAUCAGGAAGCUUAUUUGCGGAAGCUCUACGGGAGGAAAAACUCCCAGGCGAACGUCAACCCUGCCCUGGACCUCCAGGAGCCCGGGAGCUGGAUCUCAUCAGCGAGGCCCAACUCGGACGGGAAUUCCGCUCCGGGAUGUUGCCUCGAAGACAUUAUAAGAGGCGAAGACUCUGGGGUAGGUGGGGGAGGGACGGAAAUAUCCGGGGCCUCGGUAUUAGCCAGUCCUCGAGCCAGUCCCACGGAAAAAUGUGUUCAAUUUCUUACCGGUGCGCGUGUCUGCGUUCCGCACGAUUACUUAAGCGAUUCACUCAAUCAUGAACAAAGGCAGAAUCCCCGAGUAGUCGCUAGGUGCACUGAAUUCAACGAUUACCAUGGUGAUGGUGUUGUUAACUGCGGGUAUCAGGAUGAGAAGGUGUGCAGGAGCUGCAGAUGUCCGCGGGAGGAUCACCACCGGACGAGUAUCAAGUCAACGGACUCAUCGAUGGCAAUGGCAAUGGCAUUUCAAAACACCAGUACAUCCUCUCCGAGCGGCGGAGGUAUUCCUCCUCAUCAAGAACCGUUUAAGAGCCCCAUCGAGGCACCACCUGCGCUCCAAGACCCUCUUAUACAUCACCAUCAGCGACUUUCUCAGAGCGAUGACGAUAGCGGUUGCGCGCUUGAAGAAUACACGUGGGUCCCGCCGGGCCUCAGACCCGACCAGGUUCAUUUGUACUUCAGUUCGCUACCGGAGGAGAAGAUUCCUUACGUCGGGAGUGCGGGGGAAAGGGAGCGAGUGAAGCAGCUGCUACAGCAGUUGCCGCCUCAUGAUAACGAGGCGCGAUACUGCAGUGGCCUCAGCGAGGAGGAAAAACGAGAGCUUCGCGUGUUUGCUGCUCAGAGGAAACGUGAGGCCCUUGGUCGAGGACAUGCGAGUCAAGUAGAACGACCUCACGGUACCGAUUGUCGUGAAUGCAACAGGGCAAUCACCGCCGGGGAAAUGGCCAUCGGAGCCAGCAGAGCUGGGCCCACCGCACUUUGGCACCCCGCCUGCUUCAUUUGCUGCAUUUGCAAGCAAUUGCUGGUUGAUCUCAUUUACUUUUGGCGCGAGGGUAGGCUCUACUGCGGAAGACACCACGCUGAAACUCUCAAGCCAAGAUGCUGCGCUUGCGAUGAAAUUAUUCUCGCGGAUGAGUGCACCGAGGCCGAGGGGAGAGCUUGGCACAUGAGACACUUUGCGUGUCUCGAGUGCGAUCGACAGCUUGGCGGCCAACGAUACGUAAUGCGAGAAGGACGACCGUACUGUCUGCAUUGUUUCGACGCGUCUUUCGCGGAAUAUUGUGACAGCUGCGGCGAGCCAAUCGGGGUAGACCAGGGUCAAAUGUCGCACGAGGGUCAACACUGGCACGCUACCGAGGCGUGUUUUUGCUGCGCUACCUGCCGAACGUCUCUUCUUGGGCGACCUUUUCUUCCGCGAAGAGGCGCAAUUUAUUGCAGCAUCGCCUGCAGCAAGGGUGAGCCACCUACGACCCCAAGCGACUCGUCAGCCGGGCCUCCAAUAGCUCCGCCGCCUCCUUCAUUUCCCAAACAAAACAGGAAACUGCCUCCGCCAACGCCAAGUGAGGGGUCUUCUAGCCCGCCACUAUCAACAACGAGGCAUCAUACCAUUGCACAUACCUCUGGCUCAGCUAGAAAUUCUCCUAGAGUAUCAAGAAAACAUUACCAAGGCUCUACGUCACUUGCAACAACUCCCACGCAGAUUUCUACCUUUGAUUUUACUUGUGAAAGCCUUCCGAAUGCUGGGUCACGAUCUGCUGGCUUGGACAGAGUUAUUUUAGAACGUAAUCUUGAAAGGCUUUUACAAGAGCGUAAUACUCACACGGAAGAAACAAAUCCCAGUGAACUUGGAAGGCUAAUGCAAGCAAGAGAUCGUGAACCAUUACGAUGUAUACAAAACUCAACGCCAACUCAUGCGUCAAGUAUGCCAGAGCUACCUCCACCUCCUCAUCUAUUAACUCAACAUUCGACGACGAUUUCACCACAAACGCCUCCACCGCCGUCGCCACCGCCUCUCCCUCAUUUAAUACCAAACAUCUCAACUGACAGCACGGACCUUUGUGGUAAUCCUGCUCCAAUAACAGACCCACCCACACCCACAUCCAGGCGAGUAAGAUUCGAAGGAGACGAAGCCCAAGCUCUGUCUACGUCUACGAUGCCGCUCACAAACAACCCCUGCUCAUCAUCUUCGCCGUCAAAACUUCAUGUUCCUCGGUCGCGUAGUUUGCAGCCUGAACAAGUUGCCAGUACUUCGUGGGAAAAUGCUGGCCGCAUUACAAGACACGACGAUGAAGAAAGUUGUUGUUCGACAUGUAGUUCUUCUAGUAGCUCAGACGAAGCAGCAGCCUACGCGUUACCACCUAGAAGAGCUUAUGGUGGUGUGAGAAUAUCCUACGUACCUAAUGACGCAGUAGCAUGUGCAAAAAGACGCGGACAAAAUCUAUCACAGUCUCAAAAAGAAGCUGACAAAUGUAUUUUAUCUUGAUUACUGUUAAUUUUAUUAUUAUAUUUUAUGGAAAUUAAAAUAAAAAAAACAAGUGAUCAUAUUAAUUGUUUACUAUUAGAAUAU